ACGAACUCUGCCUCUACGGAGACCCCGCGAACCGCUCGCCUCGAAGCUGGCAGCGCGUACACACUACACACAUCAGCCUCCGUGGAGAGUUGCAUAUCACGUAUCAUGUCAGCAAGAUCAAAGCUGGACGCUUGCAUUAAGGGGCUUGAGGACAGCCUAGGCGUUCCGGCAGCUUUGAAGGACAGCAUCGGUGGCGUCCCCUCCACAACAGCACCAGCGACAGCGCUACAACUUGUAGAUAGCACCAUCGCCACCCUCGAGGCGUCUCUCGGUUUGCCUCCAGGAGCCGUUCUUACUCCCGUCGAUGCCAAGGGCAUUGCGGGAGGAGAUACGAAGCGUCCCACGAAGGGAAAAGAAGGCGUUAAUAAAGGGGGGAGAAAGAAGGCCGGCAAAGCAGCUGCUUCAAACGUCGGAGUUUCUUCCGCGGAUCAGCCCGAUGGAACGAAGGUCGACCUGAGGGUGGGGCAAAUCACUCGAGUCUGGACGCACGAGACGGCCGAUAAGCUAUACUGCGAGGAGAUUGACGUUGGAGAAGGAGCUCCUCGAAACAUUGCUAGCGGGCUCGUGCCGCACUACUCCCUCGAGGAGAUGAAGGGAAGAAAGGUCAUCGUCAUGUGUAACCUGAAGCCGCGCAAUCUGAAGGGGUUCAAGAGCCAGGGCAUGGUGGUGUGCGCCGUCGGCGCUCUUGGCGACGGCAAGGAACAUGUGGAGCUUGUCGUUCCUCCAGAGGGAUCUGCCGUGGGAGAGAGGCUCUCUUUCGAAGGACUUGCGGGCGGGCCCUUCGAGCCCGUUUCCGCGGCACAGAUGGAGAAGAAGAAAGUUUUGGACAAGAUUCUUCCGGAACUCACCACGGACGUGGAAGGCACGGUGAGGUGGCGAGACCACGCAUUGGUGUCCUCUUGCGGUGCAUGCACGGCCCCUACCGUCCGUGACGGCGCCGUCCGCUGA
Messenger RNA from Ectocarpus siliculosus, 948 nucleotides. The record is from the annotation of a GenBank genome assembly. Lineage: Eukaryota; Phaeophyceae; Ectocarpales; Ectocarpaceae.